Rosa rugosa (rugosa rose) is the source of this 958-nucleotide messenger RNA. Its product is annotated as peptidyl-prolyl cis-trans isomerase FKBP20-1. Gene Ontology annotation, biological process: protein peptidyl-prolyl isomerization. The transcript has 6 exons. The record is from RefSeq and is a predicted model, not a curated record. NCBI's taxonomy places the organism in Eukaryota, Viridiplantae, Streptophyta, Magnoliopsida, Rosales, Rosaceae. Gene Ontology annotation, molecular function: peptidyl-prolyl cis-trans isomerase activity. The coding region runs from base 180 to 743 and encodes 187 amino acids. Gene Ontology annotation, cellular component: cytoplasm.
AACGCUAAGCUUUUUUCUCGUCUUCUUCACGAACUUCAUCAGACGCCCAUGGCCACCACAGCUCACAGCAAUACGACCCGAUUUAUCGUCAAAAUUUCAACCCGACAACCCGCUUUCCCCGCCCCGAAAUUUCGGAACCUCAUCCACCGCCUCGAAACGGACCAUUGAAGAUUGCAAGUAUGAGUGAUGCAAUUGAUUUAACUGGAGAUGGAGGUGUGCUCAAGAAGAUUGUAAGGCAUGCCAAACCGGAUGCAACUGGUCCGACGCAAGACCUUCCUCUUGUUGAUGUUCAUUAUGAAGGGGUUCUUGAGGAAACUGGGGAAGUGUUUGAUACGACUCAUGAGGACAAUACGAUUUUCUCAUUUGAGAUUGGGAAGGGCAGUGUAAUCAAGGCUUGGGAUGUCGCACUGAGAACCAUGAAGGUUGGCGAGAUUGCUAAGAUCACUUGCAAGCCCGAAUAUGCUUAUGGCAGUGCAGGGUCUCCACCAGAUAUCCCACCAGAUGCAACCCUUAUAUUUGAGGUGGAGUUAGUUGCCUGCAACCCACGGAAGGGAUUGAGUCUGGGUAGUGCUUCAGAGGAAAGGAAUAGGCUAGAAGAACUGAAGAAGCAGAGAGAGCUUGCUGCUGCAACCAAAGAGGAAGAGAAGAAGAAGAGAGAAGAGGCCAAAGCUGCCGCUGCUGCCCGUAUUCAAGCUAAGUUAGAUGCCAAGAAGGGAGGAAAGGGAAAAGGCAAAGGAAAAUAGGCCCUUGAGCAUGUUAUUAAUAUGAACCUUAAUAAUUGAUUAGAUGGAAUAAAUGAGUUAGUCCACUCAUUAGUUAGACAAGAUGGUGGAGUUUGUGCAAUAGCAUAGUAUGAGUGAUCUAUGAUUUUGAAUGUCAUGAUUACUCAUUUGAAGCAAAUUUCAGAUUCGGAUGGUUUUAGUCGUCUAUUUCAAUCAAGUGAGGCUUUUCUUCUGAA